This is a messenger RNA of Culicoides brevitarsis, 1291 nucleotides long. It is a transcript of the gene ATPsynC, whose product is annotated as ATP synthase lipid-binding protein, mitochondrial. Lineage: Eukaryota; Metazoa; Arthropoda; Insecta; Diptera; Ceratopogonidae. Gene Ontology annotation, molecular function: proton transmembrane transporter activity. The transcript is spliced from 4 exons. Gene Ontology annotation, biological process: proton motive force-driven ATP synthesis; proton transmembrane transport. The coding region runs from base 115 to 528 and encodes 137 amino acids. The record is from RefSeq and is a predicted model, not a curated record.
AAGCACAUUUUUCGGAACCAUCAUUCGUGUUUUUCAUUAGCAGAAGAAAGGUCUUUGCGCCGCACGUAAAUUUCUCUUAGUUCGACAACCGUUAAAAAACAAAAAGAAGACAAAAUGUUCACAUCAGCUGCCCGUGUUGCCCCACUUGCACGCAAUGUCGUUGUCAACGGAACCAAGGCUUACUUGCGGCCCUUGAGCAGUGCUGUUAUCAGCCAAAGCCAGACAUUAGCUGCCCAAAACACAUCAUCUGUAGCUCUAUUGCCACAAGUCAGAUGUUUCCAAACAUCCCCCGUUACACGUGAUAUCGAUUCUGCAGCUAAAUUCAUCGGUGCAGGCGCUGCCACAGUCGGUGUUGCUGGAUCCGGUGCUGGUAUCGGAACAGUAUUCGGCUCCCUCAUCAUCGGUUAUGCCCGAAACCCAUCACUUAAACAACAAUUGUUCUCAUAUGCCAUCUUGGGUUUCGCCUUGUCUGAAGCUAUGGGACUUUUCUGUCUUAUGAUGGCCUUCUUGUUGCUAUUCGCUUUCUAAGAAGUGUUCAUCGUUGUCGCGAGUCAGUGUGUUACAAUUCUGCUAAGGAAUAAAUUUAUAAAAUUAAUUAAAAAUACAAAAAAAAAAAAUAUACACAGUUAAAUUCAGUUACAAAUUUACCCACAAAAUUUCAAAAAAAAAACAAGUCGUCGUCUUAAAAAAAAAUUAAGUUUAAUCCAGUCAGUCUAUAAAAAGCGAACGUGAGAGAGAGAAUGUGUUUCCCUUUCGACCUUUCCUUUUUAUAACACAAAAAUUCUACUUACCUUCUAAGAUAAUGACAACAGCAACAACAAAAACGUGCAAUCAACCAACAACCAACCGGAUUGCCAGACGAAUCGAUUGUGAAUCCUUAUUAUUUUUUAACUUUUUUUUUAUUAAAAAAAUCACAAACUUUGUUAAAUUGUUAGAAUUUCAAAAUUAAACGAACGAUUCGACGAACAUCUCUAACUUUCACCCAUGAAAUCGAAUGAAUUACAACAGAAUUCCAGUAAAUCUUUCAUUUCAUAUUGAAAUAAUAAAAAAAAAAAUAAUUUAAACCGUACAGAACUAGAGAACAACAAAAGGGCGCAAAAAUAUUGAAAAUUCAUAGAUUUUUACUCAAAAGAAAAAAAGAUUGCUCAUUAAAAAUUCUUUUGUGGGGAUUUCGGUUCAACACGGGGAAACAUUUUGCUGAGCGAUUUAUCAAGUGACGUUCUAUUUUUUGUAGUUUGGGAGGACUUGGGAAGUAGCGUCGCUUGUUUUUCGCCAAACAGGAAAUCACCAA